CUUGACACACCCACCCGGCCGUCCCCAUUCCACGUGGGGACGUGGCGGUCGUGCACGCGGUCGUGCACCUCCUGCGGUUUGCCAUCAAUUGCUAUCGGUCUCACAAGUGGGUCCCCUUGUCAUCCACACAACCGCGCCACCACAUGUACCACAUUUUUCUUUCUCCCCGUCUCGACCACUCCACAUCUUUCUUUCUCCCCUUCUCGACCAGCGCCGCCGCCGCCAUCUCCCGACGACCCCUCUCUUCGCUGCCGGUGCGCGGCCGCCGCCAACUCCGGCAAAAUGGAGGAAGCACCAUGUGGACGCUGCAACUCACGGUGCCGGACCAGCCUUUCUACUGCCACGCUGUUCGGCAUCUACUUCCAGCCUUCUUUUGUUGUUGCAGCGAUCGUACCAUGCAAUGUGAGAUUGGCAUUCAAUGAGCUCAUCGGAGACACCGUGACCUUCGACGCUCUUGGGGGCCCAUACACUAUGCAGGUCGAGAAGGGGCGAAAGAUAACCCAGAUAGGAGGAGAUGAUUGGGAUCGUUUCAUCGCCCACAUGCGUCUUAGUGGGGGUGAAUUGAUCAGCUUCUCCUUCAGAAGAGAUAGGCCCAGGAUUUCUGUUAUCUAUCUAAAUUUGAUUCCGGAUAGUGAGGAUGAAGUUCAUGAGGAGGAAGAUGGUGCUGAUUCACAUGAUGACGAUUCAGAUGAUGAUGAGAACCCACUUGUUGAAUACCUGUAUGCCCAAGGACUCAGACUGGGCGACGAGGAAAUCGGCAACCUCUGGGACAUGCUUCCGCUACGUGAAGACUACCUAGGGAAGCCAUUCGUGACCCGCCUCACAAGGACGAAUGUUAAACGGCAUAUCAUGAAAUUACCUAAGAGGUUACUUGAUAGCUGUGGCAUCGACCCGGACGAAGAAGGCAUGGCUGCUGGACUACGCCUUACCAGAACGGGCUUCAUCACCAGUUGUGCCUAUGCAGUGGACACGGACGGUCGCACUGUCUUGAGAAGGGCAGGGUGGAAGAAGUUCCUUCGUGGCAAGAAUCUUCGGGUAGGACAGGCCAUCCUACUCACCGUUGCGAACACCAGUCCCCAUGACUUGAGGAUGAUGAUCACCAUCCACCUCAUUUAGAACUGGGGUGGGCCAUGUAUCGAUGUGAAAUGAACUUGUUAUGUUAGCUCUUGUUUGCGAGUACUUGUCGUGUAUUACCGUACCUAUAUCUACUCAUAUCUAGGUACUAUUGCUUGUGAUGGAGUGCAACUAUUAUUAACUGGUAACUAAUGCUCUACUAGCUAUGAUUAUUCCACUGUGUGAUGUUUUAUAGAAUGUAGUGUGACAUGGUAACUGUUAUAUAUGGUAGAGGCUGGUCUCUAAGACCUUGUACAAUGCAAGGUGCUUAGGGAUGUGCUUAGAAAAAUAAAGCGGUUUUUUCUGAAGCACCAGUGCCUAU
Aegilops tauschii subsp. strangulata is the source of this 1435-nucleotide messenger RNA. The record is from RefSeq and is a predicted model, not a curated record. NCBI's taxonomy places the organism in Eukaryota, Viridiplantae, Streptophyta, Magnoliopsida, Poales, Poaceae.